AUGUUAACUAUUUAUGCCCGAUUUAUUGUCCGUCAUUCUUACCUUUAUUUGUUUGCCUUGAGUGUUAUUUUAACAGUUCUUACAGUGAUUCCACUGGUGUGUCACGACAUACCGUCAUUUUCGGAUCCAAUUAUCGGAUUUGAGACUCGAGGAACCACAUUAGCUCAUCGUUUUAUUGCAUGGGAAAAUCUUAUCGAUGAAACAAGACCAUCUAAAAGACUCGCAGUUAAUCCUAAAGACAUUGACGACCAGAAACGUAUGAAUCGUACUUACCACAAAAGAAUCAUCCAGAAUAAAAAAAAAACCAGAAAUGAACGACCUAAAAGUAAGGAACGUAGCAAAAAGAAAAAACCAAUAUAUAAUAAAACUGGUUUUGAAAAGACUUCAGAUGUUUCAAGCACAAAUUUUUCAGUCAAUGGUCAUGUUCACUGGGGAUUUGGAAAAAAUGUUUCAUAUGAAGAUGUUAAUGUUGAAAUUUUGAAAAACCAUACACGAAAGCAAUGGGUUUCUUUGAAAGCUAUGCAGCGGACCCCUGACAAGUCAAUCAAUCACAAUUAUGCAUCUAGUGUCUGUGGAGCUCCAAUAUCUGAAUAUGCUCACUUAGUUAUUUCGAGUGCAGAAAAUUCAUCCUUACUGGAAUUCAAAAAUGUUCAAAAAAUGUGUAGAUUGCAGUCACUGCUAAUCCAAGUAGGUGGUAAGGAUUAUUACAAGUUGUGUCAAAGGUCUAUGCGAAAUGAAGAUGUUUGUUGCCCAGUAUGGAGUGUGCCAAAUUAUAUAGCUUUAAUAUCUGGCAAGAGUUCUUGUGAAAAUGUUACGAAAGAGGAUGUAAACAAUGUAAUUGUAAUUUUAAGUAAAUGUGCCAGUUACUUCCAUGAUUUCAGAUUAAUGGCAUCAUGUGAAUUAAAUCAAUGUAGGGUGCCAAAGUAUUGUUCACAAUAUGAUGCUGUUUAUAAUUUGUUAUUUUACUUAAUAGAUUCGGAUGCUUUUGCUCCCCCACAAUUUACAGAAAAAUUCGUGAAAAAUGUAAUGAUCUUUCUUCCACUUGCAUGCAGCAGUACUGUUCUGCCUUAUUACCAGAAAUUGCAAAGUACAAAUUUGUCAUAUGACACACUUGUUAUUCCUGCUGUAGAUUUUGGGCUAAAGAAUGCAUUAUUUGAUUUAUGGAUAAUCCAGGAUACAUGGUUAAUAGGCGUAGGAGGACUUUUUGUUUUUAUAUGUGUCUGGGUCUACACUAAGUCUCUGUUAUUAACUAUACUGUUGUUUAUAGCUAUAUCAUACUCACUUGGAGUAGCAUAUUUCUUCUAUAAUUAUGUAUUCAAUCUAAAAUUCUUUCCAUUUAUGAAUUUAUUAGUAAUAGUUGUUGUGAUAGGAAUUGGCGCUGAUGAUGCAUUUCUUUAUGUUAAGCUUUGGAAGAUGAUUUGUAAACAGCUUAUUAGGGACAAUGUAAGUCAGGAGAAUGCACUCAAUGAUAUUAAGAAUGUCUCAAGUGCAGGUGAGACUAUAUUAAUUCAAAUACUUGAAGAAACCCUAAGACAUUCAAUUGUUACUAUGUUUAUUACAACAUUGACAACUGCAGUUGCAUUUUUUGCUUCAUAUGUAAGUUAUAUUCCAGCUAUAAAUUGCUUUAGCGUUUUUGCUGGUACAUCAGUAUUAGUUAACUUUUUGCUUAUGAUAAGUUGGUUGCCAGCAACAGUAUUUGUAUUAGAGGUUAAAAUGUGGAAAACUACUAAAAAUACAUGGAGUAUUGUGAUUAAUAAAGCUAUUAAUGAAAUUGGAGAGGAUAUCAAAGUUAUAUUAAAUAGAUUUAUAAUAACUUUUAUUACAAAAUCACACAUAGGUAUUGUAGUUAUAUUGGGUGCUAUAGGAGUUUGUAGUAUUGUUGUAGUUUUUUACACUCCUGGACUUCAAUUACCUGACUCAAAACAGUUUCAACUUUUUCAGACUUCUCAUCCUUUUGAAAAAUAUGACCUACAAUAUAGAGAUAGAUUUCUGUUUGAAAGAUUUGGUAAAGAUUUAGGCACAGGUAGUAAAAUGCCUUUAAGAUGGAUCUGGGGUGUCAAAGCAAUUGACAAUGGCAAUCAUAUGGAUCCCACCUCAACUGGGAAUUUAGUCUUUGACACAGAUUUUUCCAUCUCAGACCCAAAGUCACAGAUGUGGCUUUCAGAAUUUUGUAGAAAAAUAAAAGUUCAACCAUUUUAUCAACACACAUUAGGGCCUUUGCUUCCAAACUGUUUUAUUGAAAGUUUUAGAAUGUUCAUGAGUAGACGUUGUAUUGAUAACAUUGAUAAAAUUAACAGAACCCCUUGCUGUGAAACUUCCCAGUUUCCAUAUUCUAAAGAUGUUUUCAACUUUUGUAUUUUAGCAGCAAUGGAAUCCUUGUAUCAAACCCCAAGGGAGCUUUUUAUGCCAGGAGUUGCUGGACCUAAAUUUCUUAGGAGCGCCAACCCACCUAAUGUUUCAGCAAUGGUUGUGGAAUUUGAAAGUAUAGUUCCAUAUUCAAUGUCCUAUACUGCAAUGAAUAACUUUUUUAUGCAAGUUGAAAACUGGACUCAACAUGAAUUGAGGUCUGCACCCCCGGGUAUGAAAAAUGGUUGGUUUUUAUCAGAUUUGCAGUUUUAUGAUUUGCAGAAGACAUUAGCAAGUGGAACUGUAAUGGCUUUAAUAUUGUCUGCUAGCUUAGGGUUCAUAGUUCUUAUACCAGCUACUUUUAGCUUGGUCAUCAGUAUUUGUGCAUUAAUUGCAAUGAUAUUUUCUUCAACAGUUACUAUAGCUAUUUUAGUGUUAAGUGAUUGGAAAUUAAAUGUAUUAGAAAGUGUAGCGAUAUCAACAUCUGCAGGGUUAGCAGUAGAUUUUAGUCUUCAUUAUGCAUUAAGUUAUACAAAUGCUAGUGGCACAAAAGCUACUAGAGUCAAAUAUGCAUUAACAGCAUCAUCAGGACCUACUGCAGCUGCUGCAUUGACCACAGGAUUUGCUGGAAUAUUCCUCUUGCGAUCAAAUCUCUUGCCAUAUUCACAAAUAGGGAUUUUUUUUAGCACUGAUCAUGUCUAUCAGCUGGCUUUAUGCAACAUUUUUUCUGUGUUCCCUGCUUCUUCUUCUCGGAAAAAAUUCCAACAAAGAUCCUCCUACAGAAGAAAGAAAGUCCAUAUCACGUAUCAGUUCAAUCUGUUCGGGUGUGCCAAAUCUAGAAAGCCAUGA
Parnassius apollo (apollo) is the source of this 3195-nucleotide messenger RNA. Lineage: Eukaryota; Metazoa; Arthropoda; Insecta; Lepidoptera; Papilionidae. The record is from the annotation of a GenBank genome assembly.